GACGCGCCAGCACUGGUUUUAGUCAUUGAAAAAUUUUCUGGAUCACCUAUUUUCGUCGUUACCAGUCCGCUCACUUCAUUCUUCAAGCAUUUGUUGUAGCAAGUAACGCAUCUCUGAAAUCCAUCGGACCUACGAUGACUCAAAAGAUACUUCCCUUGUCUUGGGACAAUACACGAGUACGCUUGGUCGUUUCUCGAGGAGAAAGAAGGGUAGACACUCGAGAAAAUGAUACAACCGUGGAUAUCUCUUGGAGGAAAGUAAAUUUGAUGUGGCGUAACGGUUGGACCGGGACACGAGACCCCUGGAAACGACGAUGCUCCAGUCGAUGCGAUUAUCUGAAAAAGUAUCUAUUGCGUAAUUGUUCGCAAAAUGGCGGGAGAAGAGGGGUAGUGGCGUUGGCGGGAAACGCAUCGUCCGAUGAGCAUGUUAUCCGAUUCACGGUGGGUCAAAGAACAUCUUGUUGGUUCAGACGCGGGGAGUCUGAUCGAGAAUACACUUAGUGCACUCGGUCAAAAUAAGAAAGCUGGCUGUAGAUGCUUUCCUCUGUUGCUUUGAUCGGGAACGUAAAAAGAGGAGCACCUGACCAAAGAGCUGUCUCACGGGAAGAAAAGCAUCGUCGUAACGGAGUCUGCGUGUUACAACGACGACACUCAGGGAAACGGCGAGGGACGAAGAAGAGGAUGGAGCCACUGCCUGGUGGGGGUAGAUCAGAGGGAGAGGAUGGUGGAAGCGAAAUCUGGCCUCAGUCGUGCGCGACGCGCCAUAUGCGGUGGACCAUUUGUCAAGGCGCUCACAAAGGCCAAUAAUCUCGCGUGACACGUGUGAUUCCCCGAUAAAAAGUGUCACGUGCUGGCUGCACACCCCUCUACGACCGGAGGCGAGUAAGCCCCCACCAUCAUCACCCCGCGAAACUUCACGGAAAAACUUUUUCCCUCGAAGCCGCUCGACAAUUUCGUUCCAGUGUCGAACAGAGAGCGGUGUGUCUCGAACCUCAGCCGUAUUUUUUUCUCGCGAUUCAAUCGUCCGUAAGAAACUAAUCUUUCCUCGGAGGAAGGCGAAGAGCAAAAAAAAAGGAAACGGAACGAAGGGUGGAAGAGAAACGAAAUACCUUUGGUGCGGUGGAACAACGCUACACUUUUUCGGCGAGGGCCCUUUCCGAACAAACGCCGAUCGAACUCCCAGAGAAAAGUUUGGACCCUUGAUGCCGGACGCAAUGUCGUUGCCAAACGUAAAAGCUUAGCACUCGGACAAGAUUGAAAAAGUGGCACGAGACGAUCGCGUAGGACGAACAAGGGUAGGCGCCUUUUUUCCCUUCCGACAUACGCGAAGUUCGAUUAAACGAAAAUCUAUACUGGCAGUCUAUCAAAGCGAAAGUGAAACGAAGAUUUACGUUCGUUAUAAUCGAAGCUCGUUCACGAUGGAAUCGGUGUGAUCGAGCGUAACGCAACACAUCAGGUUGACGUUUAAUGCAAAUCGCUCUUUUUUCCACGGUAUCUGCUGCUACACGUUGAUCGUGUGUGUGACGCGUUCCGACGCGCGAGCCCUGAUGGACAAUCGACGAGGGUCUCGUUAAGGACAACCGGUGGAAAGGAGCGAAGAAAUUUAUGGUGCGACGAUCAGAGAAGCCUCUGUUUACUACAGUGGCUAUUUGUUUUGCAGGUGUUAUCAGCCAGGUGAUAAGCACCCUUGCACCGACUGUGAAGCCGAGCACGCUGACACGAGCGUUCUUCUCGCUCUUUUUCCACCAUUUCCCCGCAUCCUUGUAUUCCACGGCUUGGCGUCGACUCGGAGGGUGGCCUGUGCUGUGCGGUCCUCGAGCCGGAACACGGAAGCCUUCGUGGCGUGCACCGUUGAAAACGCGCCGGGGGAUGAUAGAAGAUGAGCGCGACCGGUGAAGGAGGGGCGAGAGAAGAGUGAAGGCAGCCACCGAGAAAGCUAUCCGGAACAACGAAGAUGAGAUGGGAUGCCGCGCUCUACCUACUUUCUCUGCUGCUCUUCUCCUUGGCCAAUCUUUGCUGGGCUCUCGUCGAAACUCGAGGAUGCAAUCGCACUGUCAGGAAUUCCGUUGGAUGGAUACGAUGGACGGGACGAAUGGGACGAUGUAUUAUUCGCAUCAGAGCGCCUCCUAGAGAUCCUCAGGUGAUCGAGUUAAAAGUUAGGAGGUUGCAAGUUGGUUUCCUGAAAGAAACCAGAUGCGAAGGCGCUUACGUUCAAUUCUCUGAUGGCAGCGAGGAUCUUGAGGAUGAAACAGGACGUUACUGCGGCUAUGUGAGUGGCAACACAACCAGGCUGUUCCUGCGAAAGGGACCGAAUUUAACGAUCAUAAUGGACUCGGACGUAAAGUUCGCCGCCGAAAAUCCGGUGAUCUUCUCCGCCCAGUUUUCCAUACUACCUGCUCAGCUGGCCGCCGAACGGCAUCGUGGAUUCUCGCCGUCCUCUUCGACCGAGUGCCCAUUGGAGUGCGCCGUGAGGAACGAUCGAAGGUCCUGCAGGCUCGCAUCCCCGGGUUAUCCGGGCGUGUAUCCGCGUGGUAUCAAAUGUAGGAUUGCUCUGGAGUCGAGCGCGGGUCGCUUUAAAAUCGGCGGACAACCGGACGACCUUUUCGACCUGAUGAACCGUACGUCGCAGGACGGUUGCCAGACGGAGAACUGCGAACAGCACGUUGAGAUCGUGGCGGAAGUGACGAAGACGAGGGUCGCCAGAUCGAAAGACGAACGAUCUCUAACGGAAGAGGUUCCGGUUGAGAGGCGAGCGAGGAGGAGCCCGGAUCACGACGAGGAGGUGGAAUUUAUCAUUGGGCAAACGUCGCACAAGACCAGGAAGGGCAGAAAUAAUCGAAGAAGACUUAAGAAAGCCAAAAAGGAAGCGGACGGAUCAAAGGGUCCGCGCGGCAAUUCCCAUGGAAAAGCAGCGAACGGGGAUAUCCGGAGAAAUAUCGGCCGUCCAAAAGAGAUCACUGAACAGUCUUCAGCAGACGCGUUCCACGGCUCGAGGAGCAGCUUCAGGCAUUCCGGUGGCUAUCGCGAUCAAGGAAUCCGGCUAGAAUCUAUCCAGAAGAGACUUCGUCACCCGCAGCGCGUCCAUAAGAAGUCCAUGGAUUCGAUAAGCUCAAAAAAGAAUUUCGAUCAUGAUCUAAGAGAUAUAUCGGACGCGAGGAUUCUACCCGACGGGUUGGGACACGAGAUUGCAAGGAAAGGCUUGAGCCAGGAGAAGAUCACCGCGUUACAGGUUCCCGACUACAGAUACGCAAAGAAGAGUCGAAUACCAGAAAAAUUAGCAAGCACCAGUUGCGUGGGCGAUUAUCUGGCGUUGCUGGAGAACGUGGACGGAAAGAUCUUUGAAAUCUCCAAGUUCUGCGGAGAGGGUCACGUUCCACGGAUCCUUUCGAAAGGAAGGAGCAUUAUCGUGGAGUUCUUUGCGGAACAGGACGGCACUAUAAUGCACGACGGGUUCCAGUUGUCGUUUCAGGAAACGGAAGAGGCGCCCGGCGUGAAACACGAUCGAAAUUGCGAGUUCGUUUACAAAAGUACGGAACGAACCAGGGAAAGUAUCAAGUCGUUGCAGAGCUGGUAUCCGCCGAAUACUUUGUGCAGUUACAAAUUUAUGGGCAGAUCGUCGGAAAAGAUCUCCGUUCAUAUGAAGAUAAUCAGGAACGAGCCGGACCAGGAAUACGCUUUGCAGAAACGGAACUUCAGCCUGAAUUACUGCUCCGGAAACGAGAUUGCGGUUUACAAUGGGAUCGAGGUGAACAACAGUGUCUUGAUGUGGUCUUACUGCGAUGUGUCCCACCAGGAUAUUAAUAACAUUCAAGUUCCUCUCACCUCCAGCGGAAAUGAAUUGUUAAUACAAUAUUAUAGCGCGAAGGGCUCGUACGAUGGGCAAGAAUUCACUUACACGAUAUCCUACAGGUUCAUAAAGAAAUCGCAGAAUUCUACCACUAGACGUCAAGUACAGGACGAUUUCAAGCUGAUCUCUCUCAGGCCGGUAAACUUUUCAGCGUUAAACUUCAACGAGAGCGAGAAUUGCAAUUGCGAUUUCGGCGACAGAAUCGGCAGCUUUAAAAACUGGUUUAUGGUACUCGUUGUCUUAGGAAUAGUCUCGUUUCUCGGUGCCAUCCUCACUAUAAUAGCCCUCCUUGCCAAAUGCAUCAAAAUGCGAUCGAUGGAGAAGAAACUGCUGCAGACUCCGAAACUAUAAGUCUGAUCAAAUUUUGUACGAUUUUCUAUCUGUUCGAAUAAAACGAUUUCUUUUUACAAGCGAAAAUAAAUUUAGAUCUACGCAUGUGCUCAUUUGAUCCACAUUUGGACAUCUACGUUUAUUUAUCGAUUGUUGCAAUGUGAUUAAAAUUUGGCCGGAUGUAACGAUCUUCAAAUAUUUACAACUCGAAUCAAAAUUGAAUUUGGAAUUGAAGAAUCGUGAAAUAGAUAUCGCAGAUAUUUCUCUUGAUAUAACUUAAUCUAUACGUUGCAAUAUUUUUUUCAGAGGAGUAAAAUAAGAUUUCUCAUCAUUUUUAUUACGAUGCUUUCGUUCUUCUUGAGUUACUAUUUUUUAAUAAUCUGUAUGCGUAAAAAUAUUUCUAUUUUGAUUUAUAUUCAAAUUAUACCUAACGACAGUUCUUGAUAUUGACGUUUCUCGUUCUUUUCUGUGAUUUUAGUCAACUUUGCAUUCACCGAACAAAUUUUCAUUCAAUAUAGGUUUUAUUAAAAAUAGAUGAAAAUGUACAUACAACAAUACAUAGAAAGAAAGAAAUAUAAUCGCAGCACAAAAUACAAAAUACAAAAUACAAAGUACUACUUUUGUAGCUUUGUUCUAUACUUGCCACAUUCUCACCUUCGUUCGUUAAUUUUUUCUUUAAUUUCCACUUUCGAUAUCAAGAGAAAUUAUGUCUCAAAAAAUAUAAUUUUACUUCAUGCUCUAUAAUUAAACCUGAAAAUAUAACUAGUCGUAUAAUUAAAAACAAAUUGUAUGAUGCUAAAGCAAUCGAGCAUCUUGUCCAAAUCAAAAAAUAUCGCCAAAAAGCGAAGGUCUCACCGAGAUUUGAACUCGGAUCGCUGGAUUCAGAGUCCAGAGUGCUAGCCGUUACACCAUGAGACCUUGAGAAUUUUUUUACAGAGAUUAGAAUAGUAUGCAUGUGUAAGUAAGUGCAUACUUUACACGUUUUUAUAAUAUUACAAAUGAAUUAACAUCGAGAAAUAUAAAUGACAAUUGUGAUCGACGCAGUAGCCAAGUCGAUCGAACAUAAAUUCCAUCAAAUUGCGAACAUGUAAAUACGGAUGAUCCUCGACAUACAUAUCUAAUUAGAAAAACAUAAGAAAAUCAAAUUGUUGACGUGGAAAUGAGAGAAAACGAACGAAAGAGCGUACGAAGUAGAUAUAAAUACAUACGAUAAAAAUUAUCAUACUUUAUUAGGAGAUCUAAGGAAAUAUCAUCGCUUGAGGAGAAAGCUUUAAGAAAUUUUUUUUACCGAUAACAAUAAGGACUAAUUGUACGGUCGUUGCGAACUCUAAUAUACCGUUAUAAGUGUUAUUUUGCAUAAGAGAAUAAACGUCGCUUCUGUACAAUAUGAUAAUUAAUCAAGGGGAACGUGUAAAGUCCAUGUAAUAUAAAAGCAUUCUUCGUUGAAUAAAUUGCUGUAUUAUAAACACUUUCUAUACCAUUAAAUGCUAUUGAUUCUCAUUGUUGAAUCUGAAGUCAAAGGUAGAGAGGUUUCUUCGUGCAUAAAUUACGAUUAUUCGGUGCUCGAUUCAAAUCUUGAAUAUUUAUAUCUCAGUUGAAUGAAGGAAAAUUGCUUAGGACGUACUAGUAAGUUGUUCUAAGCAAUUAGCAAACAUAAAAGAAUUAGCGUCAAUUGUACAUAAUAAUUUACCAUAAUGGAAUGAAAGGACAGACAUAUUUCUGUGUUGCAAUGAAAGUUGAGGCUGUAGAAGGAUAUUGUUAUGUAAGCAAAUCUCAAAGCAAAAAUACGUAAAGAAAGAAAAAAUGCACAAAUUAACAAAUCGUACAGACUAGUAAAAUCAGAACAUUGAAUCCUAAUUCUACUUUCAGCGGCAUACCAGAAUCAAAGAUAUCAAAGAAUACGUUUUUAUUGUUGCGAUCAUGAGCAAUUUAAGUAAUUUCGCGAGCAAACUUUAACGAUAUAAUGUGAAGGUUCAAAUCAAAAUAUUUAAUUAUAAUUAUAUUUCAAGCGACAAAGAGUUAUGAGAAAAUCAUAAGUAGAUGUGCUUGGAAACGGGAUGAAAUACGUGUGAACGAAACACUUGGGGGCGUAAUAUCGUCUGACAUAAACUAUAUCCCUACUUAUUACAUCUCGUGAUGAAAUUGCAAUGUUACAUAUAAAGAAAAAAGAUAAUCACAAAACGAUAUCACAUAAGAGAUAUAACUAAGUAACCACUUGAGAGAAAUAAUCUCUCAAGUUAUUUGUAUUCAUCAUUUUUGCAAUUCAUAAUUUAUAAUACAUAAAAUGAAUGAACUACAUCAUUAACAAAUAUGAAAAUUAAAAAAUUUCUUAAGCAGAUUUAAGAUUUAAGAAGACAAAAAUGAUCGCUAAUCAUAUGUAAAAUGUUUUGCUAAAUGUAAAAGAAGAUUUCCUCGUUGUUCAUAGACUAUAUUUCAUUUUUUAUCAUUUACGAAUUAUUUAAAUUAAUUAACUAAUGCAAUAGUACAGCUGUUGUUAAAAGCGAUGGCAGAAAGAUUAAAAUAUUAUCGUUGAAUAAGUAAGAUUUUAGUAUUAUAGUUAUAACCGCUAUUACAAAAUUGUACAACAUUUCAACAAAAUUGGAUUAAACGGGAUGCAGUUAACGAGAUAUUUUUUCUUCAAAUUCAAAUGAUGAUUUAAAAGAUGUAAUAACUAAAUAUUCUUUUUUUAUUUGUUUACAUAUAGAAUAAAUUCUUUCUGGUAUCACAUUUCCAGGUAUUAUAAUGUCGUUUUAAAAAUCUCCAUUUUAAUUUAUACAAGUGCUUCGUUUAUGAAAACGGUAACUUUUCCAUUAAACCGCAAUCUACCUACAUUAAUUUAAGAGCAGUUUCGGUGAACGCAUAAUGCGAGACACAAUGAAGCAUUCUCACUGACAGUAAUUGGACGUUGCGCAAGCAAUGAUUUACCGGAAAUAUAUUACAUUGGCUAAGUCAAGGCAUGAAUCAGCACUUAUUCGUGUAUUUUGCCCGUAUUUCAUAAAGCAACGAGCAAAAAAGUGAACAAGCGACACAGCUGCGGUGCCAAACAAUAAUUUGUUAAAAUGUUCCUACUCGUUUCGUACACGAAAUGUCGCGAGAAUGUUAUCGAAUGUAGAUCUCUAAGUAUUAAUUUUUAUUAUCCUCGCAUAUUCACGUAUCUCCGUCGAAUACUAAAUUGAUCUACAUUUAUAACAAUGGAACGUAUUUUUAUAAAAAAAAGAAAAGAAAAAUAAAAAAUAAUAAUAAGAAAAGCAACUUGUAAAUGUGAUAAAUAUUUAAUCGAAUUGUAAGCCCACUAACAAUAAGCGAUCUACAACAUGUAAUAGCAUCAAAUUGCUCGAACGAUGUGUAACUGUAUCAAGUGAAAUGAAAACACUUCAUAAUAAAAACAAAAGUAUUGCUAAUUGUA
Molecule: messenger RNA, 7582 nt
Organism: Bombus pascuorum
Lineage: Eukaryota; Metazoa; Arthropoda; Insecta; Hymenoptera; Apidae
Exons: 7
Coding region: 1954-4197 (747 amino acids)
Source: RefSeq, a predicted model, not a curated record